AUGUUGCCAUCCUCCCUACUACAACUGAUUUUUCUCGUCACCCACGUACUAUUCGUUAAAAGUCGCCAUGUUGGUGAAUUGCUGUGUCGAAACUGUGGUGCAACUAUUACAAGACAAUCGGAAUUGCUGAAUGUUACGGUAUCGGAACGUCGUUUUAAGUACAAAUACGAUUUCCCGAUUGUCGGACAAACUGCUACAGUUCAUGUAUUCGAGAAUCCAGCCGAAGAAACUUUCCACGUGCUUACUACGAAAAGUGCUCAUUUGAAAUUCCGUGGACAACCUUCGACCGAAGCAACUUGGUUCCCAGGAAUGCAAUGGACUGUUUGUGUUUGUAGCAAAUGCGAUCAUCAUAUGGGAUGGUAUUUUCAACCGGAAAAACCAAAUCUACAGCAAUCAACGCAAAAAAGUUUUGUUGGAUUGGUCCUUGACUACCUAGUUUCAGCAGAUUAUACUGAAACACUCACAAAAGUCCCAGUGUAA
Molecule: messenger RNA, 480 nt
Organism: Haemonchus placei
Lineage: Eukaryota; Metazoa; Nematoda; Chromadorea; Rhabditida; Trichostrongylidae
Source: the annotation of a GenBank genome assembly